Zingiber officinale is the source of this 1646-nucleotide messenger RNA. Its product is annotated as ALA-interacting subunit 3-like. The record is from RefSeq and is a predicted model, not a curated record. The transcript has 11 exons. Gene Ontology annotation, cellular component: Golgi apparatus; endoplasmic reticulum; plasma membrane. Lineage: Eukaryota; Viridiplantae; Streptophyta; Magnoliopsida; Zingiberales; Zingiberaceae. The coding region runs from base 347 to 1420 and encodes 357 amino acids.
UCUGUGCUCACGACAUUUACAGCAAACAGGGCAUUCGAGAUCACGCCCAUACUGACGGCCCUUUGACUCCUCUCCGUCACCUUCGUCCGCCGGCGAGGAAAAAGGGCCGAUUCUCCUCGCUCCAUUCACUGCAGUCGAACGAGGAGGACUCCGUGGCCGAUAUCGAUACCGUGGCAUUCGUAUUCUCAGAGAGAAGUAGCCCAAAGGGAAGAGAAUUGAUCUCGCUCCAAAUCUCUAAGCCCGUUCUUUUUCGGAAUCUAUCAGGCGAUCUUCCGCGCAUUCAGGAAAUUAGAUACGCAGAGUGAAGUGGAGUCUGCAGAAGGCGAUCUUUCUCGCGACCGUCUCGAUGCAAUACAGCAAUGGCUCCGCUGCUGGUUCCGGCUCCGCUGCUGGUUCCAGCUCCGCAUCGGGGGGCGCAUCGGCUACAACGAGGAAUUCCAAGCGCCCCAAGUAUUCAAGAUUUACACAGCAAGAACUUCCAGCAUGCAAACCUAUUCUCACUCCAAGAUGGGCAAUCUCCGUAUUUAUUCUCAUCAGUGUCAUCUUUGUCCCAAUUGGCAUUGCAGCACUAAAGGCUUCCAGUAAGGUUGUCGAGAUUGUGUAUCGCUAUGAUGAUGAUUGCGUCCCACCAAACAUGGCUAGCAUGAAGGUUGCAUACAUUCAGAACGAUACAAUAGACAAAACCUGCACUAGAAUUCUCAAGGUGCCAAAACACAUGAGUCAGCCUAUUUAUCUGUACUAUCAACUUGAUAACUUCUACCAGAACCAUAGGAGGUAUGUGAAGAGCCGAAAUGAUGCACAAUUAAGGAAAGGUAGUGAGGCAAAUGAAACCAGUGGCUGUGAUCCAGAAAGGACAGCAAAUGGUGCUCCAAUUGUUCCAUGUGGUCUCAUAGCUUGGAGUUUGUUCAAUGAUACAUAUAGCUUUUCCAUUAGAAACAGAAAUUUGACUUGUGUAAACAAGAAAGACAUUUCUUGGAAGAGUGACAGGAAUCACAAAUUUGGAAAAGAUGUCUAUCCAAGGAAUUUCCAGAACAGCACUCUCAUAGGUGGUGCAAAACUUGACCCAGCAAAACCGUUGAGUGAACAGGAAGAUUUGAUUGUUUGGAUGCGUACUGCUGCACUUCCGACAUUCCGGAAGUUGUAUGGGAGGAUUGAGCAGGAUCUCAAUACGAAUGAUGUCCUUACUGUUCAGUUGCAAAAUAACUACAACACCUACAGUUUCAGUGGCAAGAAAGCUUUGGUGCUAUCAACAUCAAGUUGGCUUGGCGGGAAGAAUGAUUUUCUGGGCAUUGCUUACCUGACUGUUGGAGGUUUAUGCUUCUUUUUAGCCGUUGCCUUCACCAUUGUAUACUUGGUAAAACCAAGGAAGCUUGGGGACCCUUCAUACUUGUCGUGGAAUAGAAACCCUACUGGCCAUUAACUUUUUUGUUGAGAAUACCAAAUCCUUAGACAACUUCAUUGUCUCUGUCUCUCUGUCUCGUUCUUAUUCAUUCAAUUUCAAGAGAAAACGUGACUCAUCUGCUGGGUUUGAUCUCUGCUUAAAGCAGAAGCCCAUAACUUGCUGUCUUAUUAAAAUUGUCUUCUUUUUUUUGUUUCCAAUGCCCGUAUUUUAGUAAUAUCAUUGUGGAUGUUGACAAAUUGCCAAA